Messenger RNA from Triticum turgidum subsp. durum (durum wheat), 510 nucleotides. Lineage: Eukaryota; Viridiplantae; Streptophyta; Magnoliopsida; Poales; Poaceae. The record is from the annotation of a GenBank genome assembly.
AUGGUUCAACCUCUUUUCAGUCUCACAACCCCUCCGCGCAUGAUAGAAAAAAGAAAAGAAAAGAAAAUAAAAAACCCACAAGUACGCACGUCCCAACUCCCACCUCCCACUUCCCACUCCUUCCGCCAGAUCCUCGCUCUCGAUCCGGUGUCUCUGCAGAGACGAAUCGCCGCCGCCGGCCUAUUCCCGCCUACGUCGACCUUGAGCGGCAACACAAUGCAGCCAGACUUCUAUACUAGAUUGGAGCGGUGGAUCUACAUCUAUCUCUUCUUCACCGAGUCCACGAGGUACUCGACGUGGCAGGGGCGACGAACAGGAGCACCACAUCGACAACAGCGACGAACGACGGCCCAGGUGUUGCCAUCUCCUUAUCUUCGAUCCAACCCAUCUUCCCCUCGUAUCCUGUACUCCCGCACCCCCUCAUUCUUCUCUCCCGUGGCAGGGACCGACGAGUUGCAACGGACGGGGGGCAGUCCGGCUGCUGGCGUAAAGGACGACGGGUGGUGGUAG